Molecule: messenger RNA, 711 nt
Organism: Setaria italica (foxtail millet)
Lineage: Eukaryota; Viridiplantae; Streptophyta; Magnoliopsida; Poales; Poaceae
Product: protein STRICTOSIDINE SYNTHASE-LIKE 10-like
Exons: 2
Coding region: 76-711 (211 amino acids)
Biological process (GO): biosynthetic process
Molecular function (GO): strictosidine synthase activity
Source: RefSeq, a predicted model, not a curated record
GAGAGCUCCUGCGGCUGGCCGCUGGGCCUUCGGUUCCACAACAACUCCGGCAACCUGUACAUCGCGGACGCAUACAUGGGGCUGAUGCGCGUCGGGCCGAACGGUGGGUCGACGGUGCUUGCAACUGAGGCCGGCGGUGCACCGCUACGCUUCACGAAUGGAGUGGAUGUUGACCAGGUCACCGGUGACGUCUACUUCACCGACAGUAGCACAACGUACACGCGGGCACAGCAUCAGAUGGUCACCGCAUCGGAAGACUCGACGGGGCGCAUCAUGAGAUACAACAGACGUACAAAUAAGGUCACCGUUUCCCGUAGUGGCGUGACAUAUCCCAAUGGCAUUGCCAUCAGCGCUGACAGGAGCCAUCUUAUCGUCGCUCUCACGGGACCAUGCAAGCUAAUGAGGUACUGGAUCCGAGGGCCUAAGGCCGGUACAUCUGGGCUAUUUACCGACCUACCGGGAUACCCGGACAAUGUGAGGCCCGACGGGAAGGGUGGGUACUGGGUUGCGCUGCAUAGGGAGAAGUAUGAGCUCCCGUUUGGAAAGGACAGCCACUUGGUCGCUAUUAGGAUCGGCUCUGAAGGUGAGAAGUUGCAAGAAAUGAGGGGUCCCAAGGAUGUCCGUCCAACAGAGGUGGUCGAACGAGAGGACGGCAAAAUAUAUCUUGGGUCUGUAGAGUUGUCUUAUGUAAGCAUGGUCAAGAGUAGCUAG